UUCUUAUUAAAUUUAUCCUUAAAAUAUAAAUUUAAUUUCAUGUUUCCCCUGGAUUUCUAUGGUGAGCAACGCAAAGUUAGGAGAAAAAAGAAAAAAUCGAGGAGACGAAAGGGGCAGUCUCUCUCCAGUACCCACUUGUGUUUUAGUUCCGCUACUAUCAACUUCACCCACGAAAAAGAAGUUAACAGAGAGAGAGAGAUAGAGAGUUCAAGUAGAGGGGAGAGAGUCAUAAAGUAGACGCCUAAACGGCGGGGAACGGUAGCGCCGGGCCCUAAUUUCGCGGCCUGGUUUGGUAAUAUGGAUUCUUGUACUUUCUCUCUCUCCCAAGGUCGCUUCGUUCCCACGGCAAUUAUACUUUGAUACCCAGUAAAAGAUCGAUUCGUGAACUUUCGAUUAUCUUUCUUAUAUUUUUAUUAGUAUUAUUCAUAACACUGGCACCCCUUAAAGGAACUCAAGCAUUUCUUCGAUUAUCAUCCAUUAUAGCAGAUCGAUUCGAUUUCAAAUCGAAGAGAAAGAAGAGUGGAGGAUUUUACCGUGAAAAGAUGCUAUCUAUUUUGAGAUUCUCUGGAUAUUUUUCAGCCGCAACCUUGUUGAUCGUUCUAUCUCUUUCUUUCCAAUCAUCUCCUCCCGCAGAAGCCAUUAAAUCCUCCCAUCUGUUCUCCGUUGAUUCAUUAAAUCCAUUUUCAUUCCGAAAAGCUUCGAUAUUUCACAAUGCAGAUGAAUGUGGCAGUAGUGCCCACAAAGUCAACGGUAGAGCCGGUGUUUGCGAUCCCUCCCUGGUCCAUGUAGCGAUUACUCUCGAUGUUGAGUACCUUCGUGGGUCAAUCGCAGCGGUUCAUUCCAUUUUGCAACAUUCCAUGUGUCCAGAGAGUAUUUUCUUUCACUUCUUGGUCUCAGAGACUAAUCUGGAAAACCUAGUGAGAUCCACUUUCCCACAAUUGAAGUUCAAGGUUUAUUAUUUCGAACCAGAAAUUGUACGAAACAUGAUCUCCACUUCUGUUAGACAAGCACUUGAACAGCCGUUAAAUUAUGCCAGGAAUUAUUUGGCUGAUCUGCUAGAGCCAUGUGUUCGCAGAGUGAUUUACUUAGACUCUGAUUUAGUGGUUGUUGACGAUAUUGCAAAACUCUGGGCUACAAGCUUGGGCUCUAAAACAAUCGGUGCGCCGGAAUACUGCCACGCAAACUUCACCAAAUAUUUUACGGCAACGUUUUGGAGGAAGGGAAAAUUUUCUGCGACUUUUUACGGAAGAAAACCUUGUUACUUUAAUACCGGAGUGAUGGUCAUAGAUCUGGUUAAGUGGAGACUGGCCGGAUACACCAAAAGGAUCGAGAGAUGGAUGGAGAUUCAGAAGAGUGACAGAAUCUACGAGCUCGGCUCACUGCCGCCGUACCUCCUGGUUUUUGCCGGACAUGUGGCGCCGAUUGAACACAGGUGGAAUCAGCACGGUUUGGGUGGGGAUAAUGUGCGUGGCAGCUGUCGUGACCUACACCCUGGUCCGGUUAGCUUACUGCAUUGGUCCGGUAGUGGAAAGCCGUGGAUUAGGCUUGACUCUAAGCGACAUUGCCCCCUUGAUACACUAUGGGCACCAUACGAUUUAUACGGCCACUCACAUUGAAUUAUCAUCACCAUCCUCUUUUUCUUGGUGCCGGUAAAUUUUAUUCAAGGACUAUUUUUUAUUUUUUCAUAUUUAUCUUCCUCAUAAUUUAAUUUUUUUCCUUUUUCUCUACUCCAAUUUUUUCUUUUGUGACUCGACUCUUGUUAUUUCUCAGUGAUUUGUAUUCUAUUCUAUUAUUUCUUUGUGUCUCUUGAAAAUAAAAGGAAAAAAGAUAUUCAAUUUGUUAUUGUACGUUAUCUGUGUAUAUAAUAGAGCUGUUUUUUGAGAUGUAAUUUGCAUUAGGGCCAUUGUUAGUACCCUAGGAAAAGCCAGAUAUGAAUAACCUCCCAUGGUGGCAGCACUACACGUGGUUGUAGUGUCAUUAAAGUGAAGGGCUUUUCCCAAAUGCGCAACUGGCAAAUAUAAUUUAUCAGGCUCACGUCUUUUGUCGGUGUAGCUGUUUGUUUCUUGAGAAUUUUCAAAUUUCCCUGAAAUGCCCUUGUGAUACAGCGGUUGGUAAAGGACUUUAAUAAAGAGGUAGUCUUCUGGAUUA
This is a messenger RNA of Mangifera indica (mango), 2148 nucleotides long. RefSeq names its product probable galacturonosyltransferase-like 7. The transcript has a single exon. NCBI's taxonomy places the organism in Eukaryota, Viridiplantae, Streptophyta, Magnoliopsida, Sapindales, Anacardiaceae. Gene Ontology annotation, cellular component: Golgi apparatus. The record is from RefSeq and is a predicted model, not a curated record. Gene Ontology annotation, molecular function: glycosyltransferase activity. Bases 543 to 1616 code for a protein of 357 amino acids.